AGAUUUCCAAAUAGGGGAUGUGUUGGAGGGACUUCUGAGGGCAGCUUGUCCUGGAAGGAUUGGGGACAGGCUGCAGCCACUGCUGUCUCCAAGGAUGUCUGCGUAGCUCCCUGGGAGACCCUGUGCCCUGUCCCCUCCCAGCCCGGAGAGCAGGGACGGAGCUCGCUUGUUAUCACCUGACGCUGCGCAGCCACUGAUCCCAUUGGUGGAGCCAGAUUCGGUCUGGCGCUCUGUUCUCUCGCCUUCUCUGCCUCUCUCUCUCCUCCACGCUGCUUUGAUUUCGCUCCUGCCUCUCUUCGUGCGCUGGGCUGGGAACAUCGUCUCACCGGGGGCAGCAGCAGCGGCGCCUGCGGAGCCAGACAGGAGCUGCCUGCAGGGCAUGGACGCAGCCUCCCCAGCAGCCGGGAGAGGAGCGAGCGCGCGCCGCUGCCUGUGACCCAGGCGUCUGGCCGCUGUCCCCCUGCCUGGGGAGCUUGUCCACAUAGAGGUCUCUCCCUUCCCUCCCUGCCAGGUCUUCCUCUGCAGAGCCCGGUGGAGCCAGUCCCCACAGGAGCCAAACCAGAGGGAGCAUGGAGCUGCUGUCCACCCCCCACAGCAUCGAGAUCAACAACAUCACCUGCGACUCCUUCCGCAUCUCCUGGGCCAUGGAGGACAGUGACCUGGAGAGGGUCACCCAUUACUUCAUCGACCUCAACAAGAAGGAGAACAAGAACUCCAACAAGUUCAAGCACCGGGAUGUCCCCACCAAGCUUGUGGCCAAGGCGGUGCCACUGCCCAUGACGGUGAGAGGCCACUGGUUCCUGAGCCCCCGCACAGAGUACAGCGUGGCCGUGCAGACAGCCGUGAAGCAGAGCGACGGCGAGUACCUGGUGUCCGGCUGGAGCGAGACGGUCGAGUUCUGCACUGGGGACUAUGCCAAGGAGCACCUGGCCCAGCUGCAGGAGAAGGCCGAGCAGAUCGCAGGCCGCAUGCUUCGCUUCUCCGUCUUCUACCGCAACCACCACAAGGAGUACUUCCAGCACGCCAGGACCCACUGUGGGAACAUGCUCCAGCCCUACCUGAAGGACAACAGCGGCAGCCACGGCUCCCCCACGAGCGGCAUGCUCCACGGGGUCUUCUUCAGCUGCAACACGGAGUUCAACACGGGCCAGCCCCCCCAGGACUCCCCCUACGGCCGCUGGCGCUUCCAGAUCCCCGCCCAGCGCCUCUUCAACCCCAGCACCAAUCUCUACUUCGCGGACUUCUACUGCAUGUACACCGCCUACCACUACGCCAUCCUGGUGCUGGCGCCCAAGGGCUCCCUGGGGGACCGCUUCUGCCGCGACCGCCUGCCCCUCCUGGACAUUGCCUGCAACAAGUUCCUGACCUGCAGCGUGGAGGACGGGGAGCUGGUCUUCCGCCACGCCCAGGACCUCAUCCUGGAGAUCAUCUACACCGAGCCUGUUGACCUGUCCCUGGGCACCCUGGGGGAGAUCAGCGGGCACCAGCUCAUGAGCCUGUCCACUGCUGACGCCAAGAAGGACCCCAGCUGCAAGACCUGCAACAUCAGCGUGGGCCGCUAGGGACUCCCAGGGAGCUGGGGGGUGAGGGAGAGAUGACGGGAAGAUGGAGGGGCGUGGCCCAGGUUCGGGGAGCUGGCUUUCUCUCCCCUGCACCCCUGCUCCCUCCGCUUGGCCCGGCUACCCUCCCCCCGCCCCUUGGCACUAGAGGCGACAGAUGGUGGUCCUCUUGGUAAGUGUGGCCCACCCCAGGCCUGGUGGACUUGGAAAGGCUGCUUAGCCUCAGUAGGUUGGUGGGUG
Propithecus coquereli (Coquerel's sifaka) is the source of this 1799-nucleotide messenger RNA. RefSeq names its product phytanoyl-CoA 2-hydroxylase interacting protein (gene PHYHIP). The record is from RefSeq and is a predicted model, not a curated record. NCBI's taxonomy places the organism in Eukaryota, Metazoa, Chordata, Mammalia, Primates, Indriidae. Gene Ontology annotation, cellular component: cytoplasm. The transcript is spliced from 5 exons. Gene Ontology annotation, molecular function: protein binding. The coding region runs from base 570 to 1562 and encodes 330 amino acids.